Cygnus olor (mute swan) is the source of this 3829-nucleotide messenger RNA. It is a transcript of the gene MYO1F, whose product is annotated as myosin IF. The record is from RefSeq and is a predicted model, not a curated record. NCBI's taxonomy places the organism in Eukaryota, Metazoa, Chordata, Aves, Anseriformes, Anatidae. The coding region runs from base 143 to 3583 and encodes 1146 amino acids. Gene Ontology annotation, biological process: actin filament organization; vesicle transport along actin filament. The transcript has 27 exons. Gene Ontology annotation, cellular component: microvillus; myosin complex; plasma membrane. Gene Ontology annotation, molecular function: microfilament motor activity; actin filament binding; ATP binding.
GGAAGUGGGAGGAGAAAAAAAAAAUAGUAGCAAGUUGUAGUUGCAGGAGAAACACCAAAGCAAAGCCCUUUGGGAUGGACCUGUGCCCACGGUGACAGGAGCCCCGAGCACCCCAUCCCCAGGGGCAGGACGCAGGGACAACAUGGGCAGCAAGGAGCGCUUCCACUGGCAGAGCCACAAUGUCAAGCAGAGCGGAGUGGAUGACAUGGUCCUGCUCUCCAAGAUCUCCGAGGAGGCCAUCGUGGAGAACCUCAAGAAGCGCUUUAUGGACGAUUACAUCUUCACCUACAUCGGGCCGGUGCUCAUCUCUGUCAACCCCUUCAAGCAGAUGCCGUACUUCACCGACCGAGAGAUCGAGCUGUACCAGGGGGCGGCUCAGUAUGAAAAUCCCCCCCACAUCUAUGCGCUGACGGACAACAUGUACCGAAACAUGCUGAUCGAUGGGGAGAACCAAUGCGUCAUCAUCAGUGGAGAAAGCGGGGCCGGGAAAACAGUGGCAGCGAAAUACAUCAUGGGCUACAUCUCCAAAGUGUCCGGGGGUGGCGACAAGGUGCAGCACGUGAAGGACAUCAUCCUGCAGUCCAACCCACUGCUGGAAGCCUUCGGCAACGCCAAAACCGUCCGCAACAACAACUCGAGCCGCUUUGUAAGUCCCUGGGGCAGGCGUGGACCAUGCCAAGGGUUGGUACCUUGCAGUGCCAUAGCCAGGAUCGUCCCUGUCGUGCUUGUGGCGUGGCUGGAGGGGACAGCCAGGGGCUGGGUGCUGAUGGGCACCAUGCCUGGGCAGGGGAAAUACUUCGAGAUCCAGUUCAGCCGGGGCGGUGAGCCCGACGGGGGGAAGAUCUCCAACUUCCUGCUGGAGAAGUCACGGGUGGUGAGCCAGAACGAGCACGAGAGGAACUUCCACAUCUACUACCAGCUCAUCGAAGGGGCGUCCCAAGAGCAGCGGCAGAACCUGGGCAUCAUGAGCCCGGAUUAUUACUACUACUUGAACCAGUCGGACACGUACCAGGUAGAAGGCACGGACGACCGCAACGACUUCCAUGAGACCAUGAAUGCCAUGCAGGUGAUCGGCAUCCGGGGCGAGGACCAGCAGCUGGUGCUGCAGAUCGUGGCAGGGAUCCUCCACCUGGGCAACAUCAGUUUUCGGGAGGAGGGCAACUAUGCCCAGGUGGAAAAUGCCGACUCCCUGGCCUUCCCCGCCUACCUGCUGGGCAUCGACCGCGACCGCCUCAACAGCAAGGUCACCAGCCGCAAGAUGGACAGCAAGUGGGGCGGACGCUCCGAGUCCAUCACCGUCACCCUCAACGUGGAGCAGGCGGCUUACACCCGGGACGCCCUGGCCAAGGGGCUCUAUGCUCGUGUCUUUGACUUCCUCGUGGAGUCCAUCAACCGAGCCAUGCAGAAGCCGUACGAGGAGUACAGCAUUGGGGUGCUGGACAUCUACGGCUUCGAAAUAUUCCAGAAAAAUGGUUUUGAGCAGUUCUGCAUUAACUUUGUGAAUGAGAAGCUGCAGCAGAUCUUCAUAGAGCUGACCCUGAAGGCAGAACAGGAGGAGUACGUGCAGGAGGGCAUCAAAUGGACCCAGAUCCAGUACUUCAACAACAAGGUGGUGUGCGACCUGAUAGAGAACAAGCUGAACCCUCCCGGGAUCAUGAGCGUCCUGGAUGACGUCUGUGCCACCAUGCACGCCACCGGCGAGGGCGCUGACCAGACCCUGCUGCAGAAGCUGCAGGCGGCCGUGGGCACCCAUGAGCACUUCAACAGCUGGAGCUCAGGCUUUGUCAUCCACCACUACGCAGGCAAGGUCUCCUACGAUGUGAACGGCUUCUGUGAGCGCAACCGGGACGUGCUCUUCACUGACCUGAUUGAGCUCAUGCAGAGCAGCGAAUACGGUUUCAUCCGGAUGCUUUUCCCGGAGAAGCUUGAUUCUGACAAAAAGGGCCGCCCAACCACUGCAGGCUCCAAAAUCAAGAAACAGGCUAACGACCUGGUGAACACGUUAAUGAAGUGCACACCACACUACAUCCGCUGCAUCAAGCCCAACGAGACCAAGAAACCCCGUGACUGGGAGGAGAGCAGGGUGAAGCACCAAGUCGAGUACCUGGGGCUGAAGGAGAAUAUCCGCGUACGCCGGGCUGGUUUCGCCUACCGCCGCCUUUUCCAGAAAUUCCUGCAACGCUACGCCAUCCUCACCCCCGAGACGUGGCCGUGCUGGCGCGGGGACGAGCGGCAAGGCGUGCAGCACUUGCUGCGCUCUGUCAACAUGGACCCAGACCAGUACCAGAUGGGACGGAGCAAGGUGUUUGUCAAGAACCCCGAGUCGCUCUUCCUCCUGGAGGAGAUGCGGGAGCGGAAAUUUGACGGCUUCGCCCGGGUGAUCCAGAAGGCCUGGCGCCGGCACAUCGCCAUCCGGAAAUACGAGCAGAUGCGAGAGGAGGCCUCCAGCAUCCUCUACAACUGCAAAGAGCGGCGGAGGAACAGCAUCAACAGGAAUUUUGUGGGCGAUUACCUGGGCAUGGAGGAGCGGCCAGAGCUGCGGCAAUUCCUAGCCAAGAGGGAGCGGGUUGACUUCGCCGACUCCAUCACGAAGUAUGACCGGAGGUUCAAGCCCAUCAAGCGGGACUUCAUCCUCACCCCCAAGUACUUUUACCUGAUCGGGCGGGAGAAGGUGAAGAAAGGCCCUGAGAAGGGGCAGAUCAAGGAGGUGCUCAAGAAGAAGGUGGAGAUCCAGGCGGUGAGCGGCGUCUCGCUGAGCACCCGGCAGGAUGAUUUCUUCAUCCUCCAUGAGAACGAUGCCGACAACUUCCUCGAGUCCAUCUUCAAGACGGAGCUGGUCAGCCUGCUGAGCAAGCGCUACGAGGAGCUCACCCAUACCAAGCUGCAACUCACCUUCAAAGACACACUACAGUUUCGGGUGAAGAAGGAGGGCUGGGGCGGCGGCGGCACCCGCAAUGUCACCUUCAUGAGAGGACAGGGCGACGUGGCCAUCCUCAAAGCUGGAGGCAAAACCCUUACGGUCAGCAUCGGGGACGGGCUCCCCAGGAACUCCAAGCCCACAAGGAAGGGGGUGACGCAGAGCAGAGGUGGCAGCAGGUAUCCAGCACCUUCCCGGAGUGCCCCCCCAGCACCCCAAGGCACCUGCAAGAACGGGGCUCCCCAGUUCCCACGUGGGAACAGCCGGGCUCAGCGGGACACCUACAAGACACCCCAGAAGCAGGCACGGGCACCACCGGCCACAGUGCUGCCCACCCAAAGCACAAACCGCCGGCCAAAGACACGGCCCCCAUCCGAGCAGAACAUGGAGUUCCUCAACGUGCCUGACCAGGGGGUGGCCGGCAUGCAGCGGAGGCGAAGCGUGGGCCAGCGGCCACCCCCGGCCGGGCGCCCCAAGCCGCAGCCCAAGGUGGCCACGCCGCGCUGCCGUGCGCUGUACCAGUACAUCGGGCAGGACGUGGACGAGCUCAGUUUCAACGUGGGGGACAUCAUCGACAUCCUGCUGGAAGAUAUUUCUGGUUGGUGGAAGGGACGGCUGCAUGGCAAGGAGGGGCUUUUUCCUGGGAACUACGUGCAGAAGAUCUGAGCCGGGCGCAGUGGACAAGGAUGCUCCCAGUAGGUGCCAGCCAUGGGGACGCAGCCCUGCGGAGCCCUCACCAGCCCUCGCCACCGCUGGAUCCAGCCUGGUGGCAGCCACCAGUUUCUGCAGCUGCUUCAGACAGUGGAGCAGGGCCAGGCUCUUUGCUGCUUGUUCGUACGAUGGUUGUGGAACUGCUGAGGUGACUCUGGGGCAUGGAUCGUUUUAUCCUUGGUAAUUAUAGCAGUGAAGUUA